AUGGGUGACGAGAUUGAGAAGAAUCUAGAGGCCAGACUAAACGAUACUAUCGAAGAAGCAGCCUCAGCCAAACUCCCUUUCCUAGCAAAAAUAGUUGGCCUCUCUACCAAGUUUCAGAAAUUGAAGGAAUCGCUCCAACCCACCACCACCGCACCACCACCGCCUUCAACGGUCGCCAAACUCAGCCGGGAAAAGCUCUACAACCUCAACAAUCUCUUAACCGAGUGGCACAUGCAGUCACAUAAUGUAAUUUCUAUUUUGAAGUUUGCUUCCAACUUAGAUCGGAUCAACCGUCAAGACAAAGACAAAGACAAAGACAAUGGCGUGGCUUCGAAUCGGGUACAACAAAGGGAAACUCAAGGGCCUGUUGAUGGAAACACCAAUAUGGGUUCAUCAAAUGUUGAAAUUUCUCAACAAUCGACCCAUGAGUCCAUCUCACAGGAUACCGAAACAGAGGCUUUUCGGUGGAGCGAUCGAUCUGUUGAUGAAACCAAGGUUCAUGGACUUGAUGAUAAAGUCAGGUCUCUGCAGAGAUUGCUUGUCCCAAACAACGAUGAUUCUGGGUUCAGAGCAAUUGGGAUUGUUGGGAUGAGAGGGAUCGGAAAAACAACACUCUGUCAAGUGAUUUUCAAGAAGCAAGAAGUGAAGAACCAUUUUCUUCCCAGAAUCUGGGUAUGUUCGAAACAACCCAAAGAUGAUCUGGACAAUAAGAAGGAGACAGUGAAGAGAAUGUUGGAAUGUCUCGGAGUCGAAGAAUCGGUCAUCAAAUCAGCCGACAACAAUCACGGCCUCGAAGGCCCGCUCUUCGCUCUUCGCCUGCAAUUACUUGGUAAAAGAUAUCUAAUCAUACUCGACGAUGUCUGGUGCAAAGAUGACCACGACAUGGAAUUCUAUUCUCUAUUAGACCGGGACGAGAAUUGCUGCAAAAAGCUCGCUUACGGGUUGCCAAAAGGGUGCGGAGGAACGGUGAUCGUGACGAGCAGGGCGGAGGAAUUGGCGAAGAAAAUAGUUGGGGAAGACAAGUUGCAUAGGCUUCUGCUGAUUUUGGAUCCAGAAAGCUGCUGGAAGAUAUUCAAGGACUCGGCUGAGGAAGGUGACAUAAAGUUGUCUAUAGGUUUGGAAAAUCUGAAAGUGAAGAUUAUAGAGAAGUGUUAUGGGCUUCCAUUGCUUGCAAAAAUGAUGGGGAAGAUUGCUAGUGAAAAUCUUCAUGAAAGAACAGUGAUUCCUCAGAGCCAGCAGCAAAGUUGA
Molecule: messenger RNA, 1248 nt
Organism: Camellia sinensis
Lineage: Eukaryota; Viridiplantae; Streptophyta; Magnoliopsida; Ericales; Theaceae
Source: RefSeq, a predicted model, not a curated record